AUAGAAUGAGGUAAAGGGUUUUAUUAAGCCAUGAUUCGCCUGCUCCACCAUGCCGUCGGCGAUCUCCCAUGGCCGCAAAUUUCAAAAUCCUUCCGGUUGUGGGGUCCCUAUACCCUUCUUCUUCUUCUUCAUCAUCAUUUGAUCUUCACUUCUUCACCAUUUGUCUCAAUUCUCUCAUCCCCAUGGAGUUUCUCCUUCUUCUCAUCCUCCUCCUCCUCUCCCUCUUCUCUCAUUCCUCCUCCGCUGCUCUCUCCCCCGACUACUACCGGAGCUCCUGCCCUGCGUUUUCUCAAAUCAUCCGCGACACCGUCACCAACAAACAAAUCACCAACCCCACUACUGCCGCCGCCACCCUCCGUCUCUUCUUCCACGACUGUCUCCCUAACGGCUGCGACGCCUCCAUCCUCAUCUCCUCUACCCCCUUUAACGCCGCUGAACGCAACGCCGACAUCAACCUAUCUCUCCCCGGCGAUGCCUUCGACAUUGUCGUUCGUGCUAAAACAGCUCUCGAACUCUCCUGCCCCAACACCGUCUCCUGCGCCGACAUCCUUGCGGCCGCCACUCGUGACCUCCUCACCAUGGUCGGCGGCCCUUACUACACCGUCUUCCUUGGCCGCAAAGACGCCAAGGUUUCCAAAGCCUCCGGUAUCGAAGGUACGCUCCCUAGACCCACCAUGUCCGUUUCUGAGAUCAUCAGAAUCUUCGCCUCCAGAGGAUUUUCCGUUCAGGAAAUGGUGGCAUUAAGCGGGGCUCAUUCAAUUGGGUUCUCGCAUUGCAAGGAAUUCACCACUGAGAUCUUCAAUUACAGCAACAGCCACUACAAUCCAAGAUUUGCAUUAGGGUUACAGAGAGCUUGCGCCGAUUACAAGAAGAAUCCAACUCUCUCUGUUUUCAACGAUGUAAUGACGCCGAACAAAUUCGAUAACAUGUACUUCAAAAAUCUGCAAAAGGGUCUAGGGCUCUUGAAGUCCGAUGGUGGAUUGUAUAGCGAUUCAAGAACGAGACCAUGGGUGGAGAAAUAUGCUGCUGAUGAGAGUGUGUUCUUCGCCGCGUUUUCUCAAGCGAUGAUGAAGCUUGGUGGCUAUGGCGUCAAAGUGGGGAAUGAAGGAGAAAUCAGACGCAGGUGCGAUGUAUUUAACUGAUUAGAAUUUGUUUUUUUUAUUCGAGUUUCAAUUAAAUAUACCCUUUUUUUCAUUGUUCUUAUCAGAUAUGAUUGAUUUAUUGUAUUGAA
Molecule: messenger RNA, 1231 nt
Organism: Cucumis sativus (cucumber)
Lineage: Eukaryota; Viridiplantae; Streptophyta; Magnoliopsida; Cucurbitales; Cucurbitaceae
Product: peroxidase 31
Exons: 1
Coding region: 69-1142 (357 amino acids)
Biological process (GO): hydrogen peroxide catabolic process; response to oxidative stress
Molecular function (GO): heme binding; peroxidase activity
Source: RefSeq, a predicted model, not a curated record